AUGAAUUACACCACACAUCUCCUCUUCAUUCUCAUCUCAAUCACUUCCCUCCUCCGUUCCACAGCCGCAGAGCCACUAAGCACAACCGCCGUGUACGCCUUCGGAGACGCCAUAUUCGACACCGGCAACAACAACGGCCUCCGCACCAUCUGCCGCGCCGACCACCCGCCCUACGCCGCCGAGCUCCACGACACCAUCUCCUUCGGCAGAUUCUCCAACGGCAUGCUCCCGGCCGACAUCCUCGUCCACGACCUCGGCCUCAAGCCCCUCAUGCAGCCGUAUCUCAACAUGCAAACCGCCCCCCGCGACACCCUGCGGACCGGCGUCAGCUUCGCCUCCACGUGCUCGGGCCUCGACGACCUCACGGCAGAUGAGGUCGGGGUGCUCACCAUGACGGCACAAUACAGGAACUUCGAGGCGGCAAGGGAGACCAUGAGGCUAGACAUUGGCGAUGGUCCCACGGACGACGUACUUAAGAACGCUGUGUAUUUGAUCUCCGGUGGAACUAAUGACAUGUUGGUUAACUAUUACGCGAUUCCGAUCAGAAGAUUGACGUAUUCUGUGUCUGCCUACCAUGAGUUCUUGCUCGGAAAUCUUAAAGAUUUUGUCAAGAAAUUGUACAAGAGGGGUGCAAGAAGAGUGGGAGUGUUGGGGAUGCCACCGGUGGGAUGCUUACCGCUCGACAUCUCAACCAAAUUCGGGUUCAAACGUGAGUGUGUGAGUCAGCAUAACGCAGAUGCAACGCAAUUCAACGAAAGGCUUCAGCAAUACAUCAAUCAAUUUGUGACUGAAAUGCCACAACUGAAAAUUGCUUAUAUUGAUAUCUAUAAUCCUAUGAUGGAUAUGAUCAACAACCCUAGCAGAUAUGGUCAGCCAAUACUUCCAUUUCUCACUAAUUAA
Molecule: messenger RNA, 900 nt
Organism: Salvia splendens (bonfire salvia)
Lineage: Eukaryota; Viridiplantae; Streptophyta; Magnoliopsida; Lamiales; Lamiaceae
Product: GDSL esterase/lipase At2g40250
Exons: 3
Coding region: 1-900 (299 amino acids)
Molecular function (GO): hydrolase activity, acting on ester bonds
Source: RefSeq, a predicted model, not a curated record